AUCACCAAGUGUUCUUUGAAACCAAAUAUAUCAAAUAUUAUGGUGGUGUAUCCUCCUAAAUCUUUGUUUCCAGAGCAGGUUGCUGCAAUCCGAGUUCUUCAGCUGGGUAGCAAUUUAGCUUUUUGUCCUUUGGGCAUGUUUGUGCUGUAUUUUUCAGCUUUGUGUGCUGAUGCUGAUCAAGGAAAGAAGUUGCUACAUGCAACCUUGAAUGCACUUGAGAAACUUCUUGAUUCUGAAAAUGCUGAAAGUAGCUCUACAAUUCAAGGCAAGGAUCCAGAAGAAGUAAAACCCUCUAUACUGUGGAGUGCAUUGUAUGUUCAGGAUCUUGUAAUGGGUCAAUAUGCAUCUAUUAGCUCAACUAUAAUGCCAGAUGGAAAUCUGAACUACACUGAUCUUUUGAAGGCUACUGAGAAGAACAUUGGAACACUGAUCCGGGUGACAUUUCUUGUGUUGUAUUUGUGCCUUAUUGCUUUGAUAACUUAAUACUCUUUUAUCAGUCUGUCAUGGUCUAAUUUUUCAAACGAAAUGGAAGUCACAAAAGAUCUUGAUGAGCUACUUUGCAGAUGGUGUGUACUUUUUUGUGUUGGGUGGAGUGAAUAGUUUCUUCUUGACUUGAGGUAAUUUUGAAUCUUUAAAUUAGGGUGUUAAAUAUAGUGGUUUACAUAGAUGUGAGGGUAUUUUUGUGGCUACUAGCAAUUGCAAGUUUGUCAAUCUGUAACAUAGUUCUGUAUUGGUUAGUGACACAGUGCAAUUUAUCUUAUUAGUUUGUCCA
Molecule: messenger RNA, 772 nt
Organism: Mangifera indica (mango)
Lineage: Eukaryota; Viridiplantae; Streptophyta; Magnoliopsida; Sapindales; Anacardiaceae
Product: rab escort protein 1-like
Exons: 5
Coding region: 40-483 (147 amino acids)
Biological process (GO): vesicle-mediated transport; protein geranylgeranylation; small GTPase-mediated signal transduction
Cellular component (GO): Rab-protein geranylgeranyltransferase complex; cytosol; cytoplasm
Molecular function (GO): GDP-dissociation inhibitor activity
Source: RefSeq, a predicted model, not a curated record